CCACUGCGAGAUAAAUUAGGUCGCAGGUUAAGCAUCCGGGUAUUUCAGCCUCGCCGGUUGGCAAGAAGCAGGACAAAACAUCACGGAUCUGCUGUAAAUACCACCAACAAUUCGAAGGCAGAUCUGCAAUGGCUGAUACCAAAGACAAGGAGGGAGAUGAGGACAAGCAGUAUGGUGGAUGUGAAGGCCCUGAUGCUAUGUAUGUGAAGUUAGUAUCCUCAGAUGGACAGGAGUUCAUUGUUAAAAGAGACCAUGCUCUGACAUCAGGAACUAUAAAAGCUAUGUUAAGUGGACCCGGUCAAUUUGCUGAGAAUGAAACGAAUGAAGUAAACUUCAGAGAAAUACCUUCUCAUGUGCUAUGUAAAGUGUGUAUGUAUUUCACGUACAAGGUGCGCUAUACCAACAGUUCAACAGAGAUACCAGAGUUUCCAAUUGCUCCGGAAAUUGCGCUGGAAUUAUUGAUGGCUGCCAAUUUCUUAGAUUGUUAAAUAUCUCCACUUCUACUAAAUAAUAAUAUUGCCAUCAUAGUGUAGUUACCAAGUCCUUGGCAAUCUGCCAGGAUUUUUAAAAAAAUCAAACAAACAAAAAAUGUUGUCACUUGUACAGCCGGGAGUUUUGAAGUGAUGCAUGUUUGCCUAUAAGUGAUAGUAAUUUAAGGGUGAAGGCAAAAAGUAAGAAAGAUUUUUCAAAUCAGCAAAGUUUUGUUAACCGUAUCAGUGAUAAUACUGCUGAGUAAAAUUUACCCUUGAAACCAAUAAUGAACUUAAGGAGUCAGCUGCCAGCGAGUUCUUUAUAAUAGGGUAUGGAAAUACCUGUAUUGCUAUUUUGAACAGAAGUGUCAACUGGAUACAUGUGUAUGUGAAAACAUCCCCCUUAAUCUCAAAUGGUCAGCCCUUAAUUUGUAUCAAGAGAAAAUGUUGCUCUUUGUUUACAACAAUGUUUUCUUAUCAGAUCACUUAUGUAAUAAUAAUCACUCAGCUCCUGCAUUGGCAGCUGCUGGUUUGGGUUAUACAAGACAUAUGUUCUACAAAUAUUUUCUUUCAAUUUAAGACUCGCUAUAAAAAGUAGUUUCCCACAUCCAUUGAUUUCGGUUUGUUAAUUUUAUUAUUUAACAUAUCCUGGAUCAGUUCAGUUUUCAAUUUGAAGAAAAGUUUCUAGAGAUAGUGCCAAAUAGUUUGUGCUAGCUUUGAAAUUUCCCUAAGAUCAAAACACCAUUGUUUUCAAUUUUUUUUUUUUUUUUUUUUUUGGUAUUUGAGUAUUUGGCUUUAAUUAGAGAAGAGACGAACUAAUUGAACUAAAAUAUGAAAGGCAUGACAUCAAAACUAUCGCAGAACAAGGAACUCAACAACUACAAAAAGUCCUGUUGGUGGAAAACCUCACUUCAGAACUCUCAGGUCUUUAUGAUUAUAUGCAAGUUAUUGUAUUGGCUCUCCUUAACAAUAGGUGGAAAUAUACAAAGCCCAUGUCAGACUUUUUUGUAAUAUUAUAAGUAACCAUAGUAACGUGUAGAAAGUAGGCUCUGCACAGGCGAUAUCGAGAGGAUCAAUGUUAAUUAUUUAUAAUUUGUUUUUAUUUUCAAUUGUAUUUUUACAAAUGCUAGCAAGCCUUUCAUUGCUUAUUUCUGUAAUAAUUGGCCUGAAUAAUUAAAAAAUAUUGUUUUG
Saccoglossus kowalevskii is the source of this 1661-nucleotide messenger RNA. Its product is annotated as elongin-C. Gene Ontology annotation, biological process: ubiquitin-dependent protein catabolic process. Lineage: Eukaryota; Metazoa; Hemichordata; Enteropneusta; Harrimaniidae. The record is from RefSeq and is a predicted model, not a curated record.